Ceratitis capitata (Mediterranean fruit fly) is the source of this 1604-nucleotide messenger RNA. RefSeq lists its product as uncharacterized. The transcript is spliced from 3 exons. The coding region runs from base 122 to 1501 and encodes 459 amino acids. Lineage: Eukaryota; Metazoa; Arthropoda; Insecta; Diptera; Tephritidae. The record is from RefSeq and is a predicted model, not a curated record.
CAUAGUGGCAGCAUCAUAAACAUUUAUCUAAUUUUAGCAUCAUUUCUACAAUUUUAGUUGCAUUAGAGAAUUUUAACAUUUUUAACAAAUAAAGCCGCUGCCAGUAAUUAUUUGGCACAAAAUGAUUGUGAUACAUAUGGAGUUGGAACCGGGCUUUCGCAAGGCUGACAUAAACAAUAUUCCUACGGUACGCAGCGAGACUAUAUUCUCAUUCGUCACAAAAAUUGCCACUAGCGGCGGUGGCAUAAAAAAGCAGGGCCCUGGAACCAGCAAGGAUGGCAAAGACGUUGACUUACGCAUUGAUUAUGUACAAUUUAGAAAAGCCGGCGAUGUAUUCGAGAUGCGCGCUGUUGUCUUUCCGGCAGCAAGUGGCGGUAGCCAUGAGGCGCAUGUACGAGUUGCAUUAAAGGUAGAUGAGAAAAAAGAUGAAAUAUCGGAGACCAAGUGUGAGCAGUGCUUAAAGAAAGAAUCGUGUCCACACAUUCUUGCCUUUAUUUUCUGGCUACAUCGAAAGAGCACAGAUACUGAAGCACCAUCCAUAUUGGAUUUCUGGGGUAGAGAAGUUGAGGCGCUAAUGGAGGAGGAACGUGCAGAUGCACUACGAAUUCGUGAAAUAUUUGCUUGUGAUGAAUUACGUUUGGAAGCCGAUUUGGAGGCGGCUGCUGUUGGUGAAACAGAAGGGCAAGCGUUCUUCGAGAAUGUGCUUGAUGAAAUGGAUAAUUUAGGUUUGAGAGACUCAGCUCUGUACCGUCACUGUAGGUCUGUAUUGGAUGAGUUUGAGCCUUUGUUCAUACAUCACACUAUGUUGGAUGCGUCAAAUAAUGGUGUGAAAAGUUCGCGAUCAUUUGUACAACACAUGGAAGAGCAAGCUAAACAAGGACUAUUUGAAAGACUUGCGGAAGUCUCAAAAUUGAGUUACAAGACGCCUCUUUGGCUUGAAACUCAGUACAUGCGACUACGUUGUUCUCUCAUACAUCGGAUUGCCUCACGGAAGGAUGUUUUAGAAGAUGAACACAUUUUAGAAAUGCUCUUCUGCAAAGAACGAGAGUACAAUGCUGAAGAACGGCAACAGUUGAAGCAGCAUAAACGCUUUAUAUUAAAGCAAACGGAAAAACUAGAAAAUAAAACAUACACAGAAUGUGGUUUGUUGCUCAAUGAAAGCUACCCAUAUAUUUGCGCAUCUCCAGAUGGCAUUACCGAUGACCACAUCGUGGAAAUAAAGGCGCCGAAAACAGAUGAGGAAUUCGAAAAGUACUUAGAAGGGCGUGAAACUAUUGCGCCUAAAUAUAUGGCACAGAUACAAAUACAAAUGUAUAUGGCGAAUGUAACAAAAGCGCUUUAUUGUGUACUAAGUCCAACCUUCGACACUAAUGGUGCUCUUCAUUAUGUUUGGGUACAAGCAGAUAUGGAAUUUGUUGCAAGCUUAUUAGGUGCAGCCGAAGAUUUCUGGAAAGAUGUGGUAUUCCCACGCCUCGCCAAAAUUUAUUUGAAUAGUCCGUAAAGUAGUGAUUAAAUAUUUAGAUUAGUUGAAGUGCACAUUAAGUAAUCUUGUCAAAUGUAAAAACGAACGAAUAAAAUAUUUUGUUUCCAAUUGCUAAAAAAAA